Molecule: messenger RNA, 378 nt
Organism: Linum tenue
Lineage: Eukaryota; Viridiplantae; Streptophyta; Magnoliopsida; Malpighiales; Linaceae
Source: the annotation of a GenBank genome assembly
AUGCGAGCAGAGCAACCGUACGUGGAGGCGAAGAACGAGCGCCAAGUCAGAAUGGAACAACCGGGUGAGGUCGCGUUGCUACCUGCGUCGCGGGAGAAGGAUGAGUCGGUCGAUGCCGUGGCGGCGACGACCGAAGCAUCGCGGCUGAACGAGCACGAUGGGGCAUCUGCAGAGGAGGAGCCGCCGGUCGAAGCGCCAACGAACGAGGCGAAGAAGCCUUCGCCGGAGAGGGAUGAGGAGGUAGGCGCCAGUGAGCUUCUUCUUCUUCUUAUCACAUCGUUUGAGGGGCGAGGGUUGGAUGGCCCAUGUAUGGGCGUGACCAUUUGCAACAAGGCUUCCAAAGCCAAGUCACGUGGAGGAGUCGUGGUUACUGGUUAG